GCUUCAUUUUCAAUAUCUUCAACAAUUUCAUCGUUUAAAAGCACUAGGUGAACCAACACUCCCUUCCUUCUAUUUAUAGUCAAAAGUCAAAACAGUUUUCAGACAGUCCACUGUCCGGAACUGCUGUGUAGGUUUUCACACUUCCUCCUUGGCAUUGGCAUUGCUUAAACCCUUUCAUCUACGACUUCCAAUCCUUCACAUACGACAAACAGGCGGGAAAACAGACAUUCAGUAAAGCCGAUUUCCUGCCCUGUCUUAAGAACCUGGCUCAAAAGAGAAAAGAAGACCGAGGCUAAAAGAAAUCUCAUUUUCGACGAUUGAACUACAAUUUCAGUUGAUUUGAGUGAAAUUGGACGCCUUUAGUUGUGAAGAGAUAUAUUUUCGAUUGUUUGAAAUCCUAACUGUGAGACCUGAUACAAACUUAUUGACCUUUUGAAAACUAUAAGGAUAGUCGUUAGUUGUUACAAGUACUUGUAUAUGCAUCACAUAAGCAAUAGGUUACCAAUCAAAUAAAUACAUGCCGAUUUUUUUGGGUUCUGUUUCUGCAAAUGGGCUUUCAAGAGUCGAGAUAUGUCUCUACUGGAGUGCUAUCAAAGGAAAUUGAAUUUGUUAGGGUUGUUUCAGACUUAAUUAACAUCUAAACCCUAAACCAUGGUUAACUUCUUGCUCUUUUGUUUGACUUUGAGGGUUACAUGUCAUACUUAAUAAUUUGCUCCUUUUUGUUUAGAUAUAGUGAUAUGAGAUGAUAUUGAACACCUUUCUAUGUCAAUCAAGUUUAGUGUAGAGUUUUGUGAGUAGCUGUCAUUAUUGGUGAACUCUUCCCUCACCUGAAUGCAAGUUAUCAAAGGAGGUUUCAUUAGGCAAACCUUUGCCCUAGCAAAAUCCAAUGACUCAGCAGGAGGGAAAAGAUCAAAAAGACGCUCAAAAGAGGAAAGAAAAGAAAUGGUGGAAGCUUUUAUAAAGAGAUAUCAGGGGUCAAAUAAUGGAAAUUUCCCAUCACUACGUCUCACACGCAAGGAAGUUGGUGGGUCCUACUACACAGUGCGUGAAGUUUUCCGUGAGCUAAUUCAGGAGAAUCGAGUCCUGGCCCCACCUAAAUUGCCUCCAAGUGAGGAGAACAUGGAGAAUCUAGACAGCUUCUUGGAAAACAAUCAACUGGGUUCCAUUUCAUUUGAUCCAAAAGACAACCAAACACUACUUAAAGAGUAUGAGCUAAGACGGGAAAAAGUUUUGAGUUCAAGAAAGAUCUCUGAACUACAAAGAUGGAAUCUUGAUGAUGAUAUUAUUGUUAAUGGGAGUACUCAUACAACAAUGAAAAAUGAAGAAUUUGAAGAUCCAAGAUAUAAUAAUGGAAAUUUGGAUAGUGAAGUUGAAGAACCAGUGCAUUCAGAAUUGGUUAUGGAACAGGCUACGAAAGGACAAAAAGAUGAAACAGAAGAAGUUAAAGUACAUCAUUUGUCAGAAGAUGUAGUGGUAGAGACUUUUCCAUUGAGACCUGUUUCUAGCAUGGUUUAUAACAUUGAUGAGAAAACAAGUGAGGAAGAGGUAGUGGGUGGUGGUAAUGAUGAAAGAUUUGUUCAUGAUGCAAUCGAAGAUGUUAAAUUUGAGGAAACAUUGCCUGCUGAAGACAAAGCAUCCAGUAUCCCUAAACAUGGUUCUUUAAGCAAUGAAUCAUGGGAAGCAGCAGUAAUAAAGAAACCAGAGAGGCAAGAAACUAAUCCGAUUGUGUCAUUCACCAAAACAUUCUUUGCUGCAUUCAUGAAGUUAUGGUCUGAAUAAAUAGUCAACUUCAGGUUUGCUCAUAUAUAAUAUGGAUUUAAUUGGGGUUGAAAGAAAAUAAUUUUGAUAUGUUUCUUUCAAAGAAAGUUAUUAAGGUUGCAAGUUUGGUUAUUAAUGUGCGUAUUAGUAAUAGAAGACAGGAGGCAAACUUCCAUUUUUGGUUGUGGGGCGACAAAUAAAUAUGUAUUGUAAUAUUUAUUUUCUUUGUGAAAAAUCUGUAAUGGCUUUUGGCAUCAUCCGUUUAUUAUUGAAAAUAUUUGGAAAUGUUUUGUUUGUUCAUGCCAAAAACUCGCGAAGAUAUAGCGUGAUUUUUUAUUUUUGUUAGAAAGAGUAUCCUUAUUUGACUUGCGAAUCAUGUCCUUAGCAUGAAAAUGUAAGCAGUUUGGCUUUAUUUCAAAAAAAGUAAUAGAAACGUAUGCAC
Messenger RNA from Lactuca saligna, 2200 nucleotides. NCBI's taxonomy places the organism in Eukaryota, Viridiplantae, Streptophyta, Magnoliopsida, Asterales, Asteraceae. The record is from the annotation of a GenBank genome assembly.